AUGCAUAAUGAUGAUCAUUUAAAAGUCGUUUCAAUGAAUAUACAUGGAAAUAUAAAAACAAGUAUAUCAUCAUAUAAAUGUUGUUUAUGUCGAAAACUAGUUGAUGAUGCAACCUUAACAUGUGCAAAAUGUGUUAAUACAGGUCGAUUUUGUCCAUCUAAACAUGAUACAUGUUCAAAUGAACGAAGACAAAUAUUAAUAAAUAUGUUAAUGUCAAAUGAUUAUGAAGAAUUUCAACAAUAUUCAAAAAAAUAUUCAAUUAAUACACCAGCACAUUUACAAUGUUCUGAUCGAAUGUUUUUAUUAAAAAAAUUCAAUAUAGAAAAAUCAAUUUUACAAGCCCAAUAUCAAACAAAAAUGGAACCAAUAAUUCGACUGCAUCAAAUGUCUGAAGAAAAUCUUGUACGAAAAAAUCGUCUUAACCUUAUUAAUCAAUCUAUAAAGCGGUUACGAGAACAGAUUGAACGAAGCAAAAUAAUUAAACUUGAAAUUCAACAACGUAUGGAUAAAAAAAAUUUAAGAAUACAAUUAAUUAAAAAAAAAAUAAAUGAAAUCAAUAUAGUGUUAAAUUCGUCGAAUGAUAAAAUACGAAUAAAAAAUGACUUACGAAUUAAGCAAGAAAAUCAAUUAAAUAUUAUUCGGCGACAACGUCUUGAUGAAGUAUAUCAAUAUGUAUUUCCUAUUGAACAUGUAUUAUCCACAAAAGAAGAGCUUGCAUCAAGAAUAAGAGUUUUAUCAAAUGUAGGAGAAGAUCGAUAUCAAAUUGUUAAUUCAUGUUUACCAGCUAAUGGAGAAUAUCAAAUUGAUAAACUUCUUCUCACAACUGAUGUUGAAUAUAAAACUUCUGAUGUUGAUUCUGUACUUUCAGCUUUAUCACAUGCUUGUCAAUUAAUUAAUGUUAUUGCAUUUUAUCUUAAUAUUGCUUUACCAUUUCGUUUACAUCAAUUGGAAUUUAAUAGCGAUAAUUUAACAAUAGAUAGUCUUCGUCGUGAUAUUGCUAAAUUAAAUGCAAAUAUAUUUAGUAGUUGUAUAACACAAGAUAUACCAAUAAAAGAUACCAAUGUAACACAUACACUUGAAAAUUUAGUAAAAUUACUUAGAUUUGAACGAUAUUGUAGUCGACCAAAGCCAGUUAUAUAUUCUCAACAAUAUAUUGAUAUGAUAGAAGAAG
Molecule: messenger RNA, 1171 nt
Organism: Rotaria sp. Silwood1
Lineage: Eukaryota; Metazoa; Rotifera; Eurotatoria; Philodinida; Philodinidae
Source: the annotation of a GenBank genome assembly